UUCUAGCAAGCUGGAAGACAUUUUGCGUCGGUGGUGCGCGGAGUUUGGACGGUUUGGGGUUUUAAGAACCAUGGUGCACUGGCAUGCGCCUGUAUUUAGUGUAUGGUGGAGUGCCUUUUCAAUUUAUUCUAAUGAUAUAAUAUAAGUUCAGACCUCUUCAUGCUUUCCAAAAUUCAUUUAAGGUUUGGACACGCCAUAAGGAGAGUUGUGUUGUAUUGCCUCGUUUAGGAAUUCAUAGCUCAUGAAUCCAAACAAUGAGAAGGAUAAUCAAAAUGGCGGACUGCGCUCUUUGAAUAGUGCCAAGAACGUGUUGGGAAAGCAUGUAGUUUGUCGCGAUUAUGUUUGGGGUAAAUGUAUUAGAAAGCAGUGUAAACUACUUCACGAAUGUGAUAUUAAUACUAUGCUAAGUAUUUUACAAUUUUGUCACGAUUACCAGAACUCCACAGGCUGCAAGAGACAAAAUUGUACUUUUUUACAUGCAACAAGAGAGGAGGAGAUAUUAUUUAGAGAGACAGGUCAAUAUCCUGCUGAUCUUAUGGAGAGGCAUUAUAAAAUGAAUAUGUCCAGAGAAGGACCAUCUCAACAAGGACCUCCUGCUACUACUCAGCUAGGGCAAUCACCACAUUCUCAACAAGGCCCUCCAAUGUUGACAGUCAACCCUGUAUACCAGUCUCCAUGGUUUUUACUCCCACCACCACCACCACCAAAGGAGCCAUCACCACCACCACAAACUUAUAAGCCAGGUCCAUCAGUAAAUGCAGCUCCAUCGACAACAUACCCAACAACACUAAUUGACACAAGCAAACCACCCCCUCCAUUACCUCAACAAGUCAAAAAUGGCUCAAUAAGGAGGCUACCGGAAGAAGAAGGUUCUAAGGUGGCUCAAACAACAUACCAACCAUCACCAUCAAGGCCUGUACAAGAAAUGAUACCAAUUGAGAUUGACACCUCCAAACCUCCACCCAGGCUUCCCUCUGUCAAAAGUAACACAGAAAAAAGGCCUAUAUCAGAUUCACAUGUUGGACCUUGUAAAACCAGGAAGAUAGACACUGAAUCAACCACCUGCGAAAACUGUUUGCAGUGGGAUCUCAGGAAUUUGGAGAUAGAAAAGAAAAAGAAGGACAAAUUGAAAGAAAAAGCAAUCCUAGUAUUGCGAUACGAAGAGAAGAAGAAAGAACUCGCAGAUAUAGUCGACACUUUGAAAGGCUUGCACAAUGAUAAUUCAAGUAACGAGCCUUAUGAUUUGGCGUCUAUGGACUUAAGAUACGCGCUGAGUGAUCCCGAUAUAAUUCUUCAACGCACGAAAAAGUUAGAUGGACCCGAGUUUCUUUCGAAUCCUCAAUUAUCAAAAUCGCAAUCUAGGAACACAUUUGAUAUAGCUGGAAGUUCGAGUUCAAAUGAGACCAUUAGAAAUGGCCAAGGUCCCACAAAUGGGCUCAUAUCAUCAGCUGCAGGGGACCCGCCUCGUAGCUUUCCGUCGAGCGCGGCGGUGUCGACACCAUCUCACCCUACUCCUGCGCCGUCUCAGUUUUCUGCGUCCACUAGUGCUACUCCCACCAGUGUUGUGACGCCGUUCUCGCACCCGCCGCCUGCGCCCCCGCAGUUUACAAUGGGACAAUCCUAUCGACCUGCCAAUAAUCAAUUCAACUCCUACUUUCCUGGUCCAAGCAAUGAGUUCAACAAUUCCACCAUUCCACAAACGCCUGGUUUGCCGCCUUAUGACCAAAACAUGUAUUUUAACGUGAGGGGAAGACCUCCCCCUCCAUUUACAUAACAUAUGUGGGGAAUCGUGACUUGUUUCAGUGAAGUGACUGUUUGGUAGCAGCCGCCACGAGUGUUGGAAGUGUCACUAACAUGGACAGUGCUAGUUUUAGUUGACAGUGAGUUGUUAUCGUUAUCACUGAAGAUAUAGAUUAUAAUAAUUAUGCCAUUCUUGUGCAUACGUAAUUUUAAUUUAAAGUUCGGUUUUAUACAUAGUGUGUUUGUAAAUAAUUUUAUAUGUUAUACAUAUUUUUACAAUUAUUUAUAGCAGUAAUAUUAAAAUGAUUAUACCCGUUUGUUCAGGUAGGUGGUAGGUAAGAAAUGCACACUAUCUUGAUGAGUAUUUCUUGACAAUUAUUAUCAUUGCACAUAAUAAAUCAAAUUGAAUUUAUAAUUGAUUAGUAAUGUGCAAAUAUUAUAUUUUUAAAUAUGUUCGAUAAAAAGAUGGUCAAGUUGUGUACAUUUACCUAACCUAUUGUGUAAACAAAUUUGGUAUAGUCAUACAUUUAGUACAUAAUCCUAAAUCUGUGGGCAUAGUAAUAAUAUGGCAGUGAUAAUCUCUAAGAUCAUUAAUUUGAGAUCUUUGACACCACACCGUAUAGAGAAAUUCGUUGUAUGCAUAGGGUGUAAGAAGCAUAAAUACAAAUUCUGGUACUAAAUAGCUAAUAUAACAAAAACAAUUAUAUGUAUAAUAGUGUCUGAAAAAGAGAUAAGUACAUAAUUUCUUUUAUGAAGCACUGCGUCGAAUAAAUCUGCGCAAAAUAACUGGGGCUUUGGCCUUGAUGGUUAUUAUGGAUUUUACUUUUUGCCCUUAUUAGUGUAGUUUUCGAAAUCCAGUGAGUUAUUCCUAAGCACAAAUACAUAUAUAUAUAUUAUAUUUUGCAUUAAAAAAAUUAAGGAACCUUCAUUUCAACCCUCUAUUUUACAGCCUUAGCGGUGAAAUUCCCAAAAUAUAAUUAAAUAUUUUAUUUUACUGGUAAUAAACGUUCAUGUUAAAUUCUCAAUUAAAAAAUGGCGAAGUUUCGCCAUAGUCUACCCCGGAAUCGAAAAAGGCGUAAAAUACUGACCACUUUAUCCUUAAUCCACAUAAUUUUUGCCCAUCUCAUAUUCAUAUUCAUUUAUUAUCUCUGCUUUUAACUAAUACAUUUAAAGAGACCUUUCGCAAUCAGCCCGCAACUCAACUUUGAGCUCGUACAUUGCGACUUUCCGAUAUAAUUUGAGCUUUAUUUUAAAAUACAUACAUCUAAAAUAAGGACUUAUAUUUCACAUCAUAAUACCGUUGUAAAUUUGGCAAUAUAUAUGUACAUACUUGCUUUUUAAUAAAAUAUUCCAUUAUUACAAUUCACGGAAGUCUUAACAUUUACAAUUUCAAAUAACUCAUAAUUUAACAUAAUUAUAAUCGUUAAAAAAAUCUAGAACAUAAGACAAAUAACGGGUCUGACGCAGAAUGUGCACUUCGCAAAAUGUGCACUUUUCUAGGAUAUAGCUAACUAACUAGGAUAUAACUAACUAGCUAGGAUAUAACUACUAACUUCUAGGAAAAUAUAAUAUAACUUUAUGUAACAAGAUAGAUAAUGCCAAAAAGUGAACUUUAUUACUAAGACUUCGCUGUCUGUCUCUCAGUAACGGUGAUAGCUAGAGUUGAAAUUUGAAUUCUGUUGCCACUAUAACAACAAAUAAAAUACUAGGUAAAUAAUAAAACAGUACUGUAACAAUAAAUAAUAAAACAGUAUGAAAUAAAUAUCCAAACAUACAACAAACGCAUUUUUUUUCGCCAUUUUGUUAUAUCCUAAAAAUAGCACAUUUCGUUAAGGGCUUAUUUUGUGAAAUGCCCCUUUUAAGAAAUGCACAUUUUGCGAAAUGUACAUUUUUGGGUGACUUAUCAUUUUGCGAAAUGCUCAUUCUGCGUCAGACCCCAGAUAACAUUGUUGAACAAUUAUGUUGUUUCUAAGUGUAUCGCAAAAUCUCUAAAAACAUUUAACAAUUUGUGAAUUUUUCCUAUGGUGUUUCGCUUUAAUAAGGCAAUUUUAUCAUCAAAAUAAUUUUUGUCCAUUAAUAUGUCCGAUUAUCUAUGUCUUUUAUUAAUCUAAUCUAAAUAGAUAAAAUACACGUAACAACGAAAUAAAAACAACUUAAACUACUAAUAAAUUAAUACAAGACCGCGUGGCGCCCGCGCACCACCGAAAAGUGCUCUUAAGGGAAAAUAUCAAAAUUUCUCCAAUGAAAAAUUAAAUAUGUCCAGUUCAAAGCAUUCCUUAUCUAUUAAUUAGGCAUAUGAAGAAUCCUUCCUUAAAAGCGGUGCUUGAAAACUUACUAGGUAUAAACUAAAAGUAACAUCCCCUUACGUCUAACUUAUAAACGAACAUAGACGCGCAUUACGUACCUGACCAUACAAAAAUCGCGCACCGCUUCCCAUACGGAUUAAAUCUGCGCACUGGCUUCCCACAUUAAUGGAGAGGUGUUUUUGGGAAUAUCACUUUAUAGCCACGUGAAAAUGUACUAUAAUUUAUUUCCGCAUUUAUAAUUAAGUGUAUAAUUAAGUGUGGAUUUAACGUAAGAAGUAAUAUUCUGACUUCUGGAGCAAUAAAAACUUACUAUUUUAGGAUGAUUUUUUAUAAGCAUAUUCAUAAAAUCCUGUAAAGUUCUGGUAGAAAGAAAAUAGCAAAAAAGAAAAUUUACGAAAUAGAUUGUACCUGAUAAUAAUUCAUAGUAAUUUAGUGCAAUGCGGUGGCGAAAACAUUUAUUACGUAUUUUAAUUCACACUUAUAUCGUUAUAUUUAUUUAUUAAUAAGACAUUCAAAAUUAAAAUUAGCCAUAAUAGAAAGGAACAUGAAAUAUAAAAAUUCUUUGUUUAAAAUCUUAAUUAAUAUAGAAUAACUUUUUGAAACUGAAAUAUCUGUAUAAAAUUUACUUUAUCCUAUCGAACCGGGGUAAAGUAAAUUUUCAUUGAUUCGGUGGAGAUUUUUAAAGCGUCGACAUGCAAAGAAGAAUUAAUUCGAUGGUUUUUUAAAUCUCCACUCUACGUUUUUAUAAUUAUAAUAUAUUUGACGCUAUAGAGACUUUCUAAUAUUGAAACACAAGAGCAAAAAAUCAAAGCAAGUAUAGAUAUGUAUAUUAGUAAGUACUCCGGGAGUGGUCCAUAGGAACUUAUCUGAUGGAAUAUCACCGUGGAAUUAUUUUUUACGUAAACUUGAUAAUAACAAUCCUGACGGCGCGAAAUAUUUUUCUUAUUUACGGUAUAUAUUUCUCCACGUCGUUUUAUCUGUCUUAUUAUAGCUGACUUUAAUUUAUAUCAUAUAAUUUUCGCCUGGUCGACUUUCUUAAAAAUUAAUAUUUUGACAUCAAAUAAUAUACAGGGUUACUUGUAUAUAACGCAUAACCUUCAAAAGGCGCAUAAAGUACAUAGAGACUACUUGAUGCGAUUUUCACACUUACAUAUGACGAGCGGACACACGUAAUAAACGCGGGCAAAGCCGCGGGCAAAAGCUAGUCAGUCUGUUAUUAUUAAAUUAUAAUCAAAUGCGUACUCUGCCACGACAUCAUAGGUUCGCCCUAGGGACUCCCGAAUUUAUAUGAAUUAUGCACGUGACCGACGAUCAAAUUUGGACAGUAGCCGUGGUGAUUAAUCAAUCGGCAAAGCCGAUGAUCAGAAAAAUUUUAGUUCAAGAUAGUUUAAAGUGAAUGUGUUAACUGUAAAACAUGUCGAUAUGAUUACAUUGACUAUAUAUAUAUAUAUAUUGCCUACCUUGCACUUUUAAAAACUUUUGGCUUCGAUGAAUGUAACAUGGGCUAUAUACUUACAUGGUCGAAGUUACAGUUAAAAUUUUGAUGGAAUUGAAAGGGACUUGACGGGAAGUCACGGUCUUUUCGUACAAAAGUUUCAAGAAAUAUACUGGGCAAAAUCUAUGAUUUUUUCCCAAAAAACGUAGUAUAAACGAAUGAACGAGCGAAUAAUUCCAAAAUUUUUUUUUCUUUUUUUCAACGCUUGCUAAGUUAAAGCUUUGGCAGGUCGAAGAUUCGGCCGGACACCGGAAUUAUACCAUCCAUCAGAUAGGCUCUAGGUUUUGAUCUACUUAUUUCAAAUAUUGGUCUUCAAAAGUUGUAUUUAAUUCUAAUUUGGAACAAAACUUAAAACAAGAUGUAUAUGUAUAUGUACAUAUAUUAAUAAAGUUUAAUAAGGCUGGCGCAGUUUAUAGAUAGGUAAUAAUAAAUAUAACUUCAAAACAAAAUAACUGCAAACUGAUGAUGCACACAUUAUUGCCGCAUGAAAUAGUAUUUUUGUUAUUGAUAAUAGUGCUCUUCAAUAAAUCCGUCAACAUAAUACACCAAUCUAGAUAUAGCUUUAGAAACACACGCUAGAAUUUGAUCGUAACAUUUAAUUAUAAGAUUAUAACUACUUGUUUUAUUUUUCUCAUUCCUAAGUUGAAUAAUGCCUCAACAGAAACGUUUUAUUUCGAAACGUUUUCGUAACCUUGAGUUUUAUUAAUAAUGUCUAUUAUUCAAAUUGCUGCCCAAACAAACAUAGGCUUAUUAUCAAAAUUUUUAUUAUUACCAAAAAUUCCGAGAAGAUCCAUCUAUAUGUUCCAUAGUUUUUGGGAAUAAGUGGGAUUACCUAACUAAUAUAGUUGGUCGUAAACCCAUAUAUGUGCCCAAGGAGCAACUGAGUUUUAUCUCAGAUGUGCCUUGGACACAUAUUAUUCACGGGCGUAGCCAGGUGUUAAUAUUGGGUGGGGUACAAAAAUUACAUUACAUUAACCCUUUGAUUCUUAUGGUAAUUGACAAUUGGGGAGUCCUUUUCUGUUAGGUAUGAAUACGGGAUAUAAAGAAUAGCGCGGCGGAAGGCGCGAAGGAAUCAAAUCAUAUAUUUAUAUAUACUAUUUUAGGAAUAGUAAUUAAUGAGAUAAUUAUGCUGCAUGCCGUUCUAAAAUUAUAUCUUAUUUGGGGUUUGAACCCCAAAAACCCCUGGCUGAGCCCGUGAUAUUAUUUACAGCUAGGUACAUAUAGUUAUAUUUAUAAUAUAACCAACUUGUUCAUUGUAUUUAGUCAUGUUCUAUAAUUUAUUCGUUUUUAUUUUUAAUAAUUUUUAUUAGAAAUAAGAUUCUUCAAAAUAAAAUAGCAAUAAUACUACUAAACUCAGCUGGCCAUAGGCUCAAAAUGAUCUAUACCAAAAUAUAUAAUAUAAUACACAGUGAUUGCUAUAUUUUUAUAUCUUAACGUGUUAAUACAUAUUAAACUAUCACAAAUAACAGUUUUCUUACUUCUCAGAUGUAAGUUAUGUGGACGUAAUUCCCGGUCAACGAGAGCCAACCAUGGAGUUAUUAGGUAUCGGAGUACGAUUUAGUAAGUACUUGAGUAGGUACCUCAAGUACUUAUUAAAUCCAUGGUGGUGCCUACUGAUUCCAUAGAGCCAACGGAUGGUUUCUAGCAGCGCGUGCGGGGCCGCCUCUAAGUCUAUGGUUUCUAUAGUCUUUAGGUGCGCAGGACGCGGGACGCAAUUCGCUCGCGCCGAUUACAUUAACUAACCUGUAUGGACGUGUUCAAAUUGACGCGAAUGUCGCAUGAGCUGCAGCGAAAUAUACGCGGUAUAGCGAGCGACUGAUUUUUCGAAGUGCUGUUGAAUUUGAACCUGGAAUUAUUUUUACAAAAAGUAAGUAGGCAAAUAAUUAAAUAAGUUAAUAAGUGGGUAAUAAACUGUGAAACUCUCUCAAUGUUAAGCUUGAGUUCCUCAGUUCACGAGCCCAUUUUCUUCUUUCCUAUUGAGAAAUCAAAUAUAAUGACUCGCGGGAUUUGUCGCGCAAGCGAAUCGCGAUGAUUCGCGUCCCGCGUCCCGGCGGAAUUCGCCUUAGUUUGAACGAAGCUAUCUGAAAUGGCAUAAUUUUAGAAGGACCUCGCGCGCUCUGUGAAAUGGUAGUCAGAGCAAACUAGACAUGAAUGUUUACCCAGUUUGAUUUACACGAGGGAGAGAUUGUAUAGAGCACUAAUAUCUUUUGCUCAAAUUUUAUUUUUAUAAUGUCCAUCCGUGUACCGUGUAGUAACUGUGGGUUUCUAUCUUAUAUAAUUACGCUCAUCCCAUGUCUAUAAUUUCUCAGUUUACGUCACAAAUUCUACAACAGAACGGCCAGUAUUAGUCGUACGCUUCCACCAGUUGACCACUACAUCACCGGUCGUGCACAAAGCACAACGCAUGGAAUUAAUAGGUACUCCGUACAACUAGUACCUACUAAUUCCAUGGCACAACGCGACUGCUGCGCUUGCCUAUUUCACACAGGGGGAAAACAGUACAGUACUGCUUCUACUAAAAACCAAAUUUAUAAUUAAAUUUCAAUCUACCCAGGUUUUUGGGAGUAAACGGAAUAAAACUGGGAAGACGGAACAGAGGAAACCGUUUCUGGUAUGGCAUCAAAUACGAAUGAAACAAUACUCUCUUUGUAAUAUUAUUACAGAAAUGCUUUAUUAUAAUUAAUCAGAGAAUAGUACUGUCAGUAACAACAAACAAAGCAUUAACAUUGACAGUACAGUCCAGUACUUUUCUGUGCGUUCAAAUAGAAGCAGUGCUGUUAUAUUGUUAUAGGUAUUGUUCUUCCCCUGUGUGAAAUAGGCAUAAGAGAUCUCUGCUCCUCGUGGCAUUCACGUAUCACGUCGUGGCUUCUUCUUUACUAAACCUUGAUAUAGAUUUUGCACUUUAUUAUAUAAAAAUGUUAUUUUUCAGCUUUUAAUAUUUUGUCUAAUGAACCGUAUUUUACAGAAUUUUAAUCAUAUUCAAGUUAUGUAUUAGUUUACAAAUAAAGUUGUUAUUAUGAUUAGUAGGUACUUGUAAUAAUUGCUAAUACUUACUUAUUAUAAAUAAGUGGCAUAAUGUAAGGUUAAAUAUAUUAGUCUUUUUUAUAAUUUGUAAAUUUAGACUCAUUAAUGUUUAAAGAAUUUCAUACUAUACAUAUAAACGAGUUUGUCAAUGCUCUUAUCUUAUUUUUUAUCCAAUUUUCAAAUUAUUUAGACAGGUAGGUAUAUCCUGUAUCCCCAUGCCCAUGAUUCGUUAGGUGUUAGUGAUGUGAGAAAUGCGCUCCGAGUCGAAACUCUGAGCCCAGAAUCUAAUCUACUGAGAUUUGAAAUGUGAAUCUUCGUUUUCGAAGACGUUUGCUUCGAAAAAUAUUUUUAUGUAAUUGUUAAAGUGAAGAGCAAGAUAAUAAAAUAAUCAUCUCAACGGUCUAGUUUUCCAAGGCGUUAUGAAUGAAAUAUUUUUAUUUCAGACAUAGUCCAUAUCCGGUUAGUAAGCAAUAGGUACUUAAAAACUAUCACUUGGAUUUGUAUCCACCUCCGGUAUAAAGGUGAUUCCCAUCGGUAUACUAAAACUUCCGCGAUGCUAUUGGGAGUGAACCGCAGUCACCAGCAUGCAAGCAGCAACACACUUAUAUUAGAUAUUAAAUUCAACUGACCAGUUCAAAUUCCACCCAGCAGUUUUUGCGUGAUGAACAAGCAUACAGACAGCUUCUAUUAGUCCCAUAAAAACCUUCUAGACAUUCUCACUUAUUUCUCACGUUUUAUUAUAUUCUGUGUAUACAUACAGUCCCCUAGACAGUCACAGCAAUCUAUACAGCUUUUCAUGGAAACUGAAUGAAAGAUGGCGUUAGGUGGUCGUAAAAGUCGUAUGAAAUUCAGUUUGAAUUAGCCGUCUGGAUACGGCUAAUUAAAACUGAUACCAGUGUAAGAUAUAACACACCCGAUAAGAAAGAAAGAUGUAAACAGAAGCUGCGUGGAAAAUCUUUUCCGUGGACAACGUACGAAGUGACCCCGGGAUUUGCAGGUUGCAGCCGUUUUAGCAGGGUGUAAACAAUUCAAAAAUCAAAGACUACUAAGUAUAAAAUUAAAGUAUGCAAAUGUUGUUAUGUACUCCUAAAAUAUUACGUUAUUAUGUUAUACAUCGAGAUUUAGUCAAGGAUUCUUAAACAUCUACGUAUUUGUAUAUCUAAUAAAAAAAAGAAAGUAUCAAAUUGAAAUGUUGUAGUGUCAACUAAAAGAUUUUUAAUUUUGCGGUUUUAUUGUACCACGAGACAAGACUAAUCACCAUAGAUUUAGAAAAGGCUGCACAUGAAUAUCAAAAUGAUGGGAUCACUGUUUGAAAAAACGAUAUCAUCUCUUUUUUAUACUCUAUUGAUACCAAUUGACACCUUAACUUAUAAUUUUCGUCCCUGCUUAUUUUAGAUAUUUAAUGUAAAUGCUGAUCCCGCCAUUCUGACAUGUCAAGAUGGUGGGAUCAAGUUGUUACCACAAAUCUAUUAACCAUUUAAUUAAACUGUAUAGCCUGCGAUUUAAUACUCAUUUAAUCCCUCCUCAUCCCACCUCCUGGAAGUUGUAAAACAUUUUUAUAAUUGUUUAUAGUGUUUUUGUUAUUUAUUUUGUUUUUUUCUGCAGCUUUCACACCUGUAAAAUGUUAAGAGCACAAACUCAAAGUUGAAUUAAUUUGCCUUUGUUUGGCUGGACUGAAAAUGCACGCCAUAGAUUUAGCACA
This is a messenger RNA of Plodia interpunctella (Indianmeal moth), 10267 nucleotides long. RefSeq lists its product as uncharacterized. Gene Ontology annotation, molecular function: RNA binding. The record is from RefSeq and is a predicted model, not a curated record. NCBI's taxonomy places the organism in Eukaryota, Metazoa, Arthropoda, Insecta, Lepidoptera, Pyralidae. Bases 242 to 1774 code for a protein of 510 amino acids. Gene Ontology annotation, biological process: regulation of RNA splicing. The transcript is spliced from 12 exons.